AUGAUGAACAAGCAGAGAAAUUAUUUGUCACGUGUGAAGAGGGUUUUGAAGAUGACAAAGAGAAAGAGAAACAAGACCUUAUUCCAUAAGACUGACUCACUCUUAGCUUGCUUCAUAGCUCAUGACAUCAACUUUGUGAAUGCUGCGCCAGGACCAGAGCACGGCGUCCAGGGAGCACAAGUUGUUGCUCUGAGGCUUGAAGGAGACCAAGCAGCAUUUUAUGGUUGCGGCUUUUACAGUGUACAUGAGACGCUCCUUGACAGCGCUGGAAGACACUUCUUCAAAGGAUGUUUCAUCCAGGAUGCAAUAGACUUUAUUUACGGUGCUGAAAGAUCUAUCGACCAUGAUUGUACGAUUAAUUCAAUAGCUAAGGAGAAUACAUCAGGGGUCAGUGGAUCUAUCACAGCACAUGGAAGACAAUCAAAAGAUGAACAAACAGGAUUCUCUUUCGUUAACUGUAAGAUAGAUGGAAGUGGGCAAGUGUGGCUUGGACGAGCUUGGGGAGCCUAUGCUACCAUAGUGUUCUCAAACACCUACAUGUCUGGAAUCAUCACUCCAAAAGGUUGGAAUGAUUGGGGCGACCCGACAAGAGAAAAGACAGUGACUUUUGGAGAGCAUAAAUGCUAUGGAGAAGGAGCAAAUUACCAAAGCAGAGUGUCAUAUGGGAAACAACUAACAGAUUCUGAACCAUCUUCAUUCACAGACGUUUCCUAUAUAGAUGGAGACCAGUGGCUAACUCAAACUGACAUACUCCCAGAGCUUAAAUAUGAAGACAACAUAUAUGAACUUAUCAGAUUUUACUAGCAUAUAUAAGGAUCAUGAUGCAUAGAUACACACCACAAAACAUUGAGAUAUAGAUUAUGUCUAUAAGAAAUCACAGUCAUAUCUAGUUUUCAAAUAAGACCAUAUUCGUAUAUUUAGUGGAUUUUCAUGUGUUUAAUAAUCUCCCUCUUUUCAUAUCUAGAUGAUUGAUGAUUUUUAAAAGAGUUUCACCAAUCUACAUAAAUAAAAGAAAUUGCGUUUGUGGCACAAAUCAUUAAGCCAUUGCUUAAUUUAGAUCACAUCUGUAUAAUUUUAAAAAAUUUGAUACUCUUCUUGCUGUAUUCAUUUACUUGGUGCAAAUACUAUUAGUAAAUAACCAGUUUUGGUACUAAAGUUUUCUUGUUAAUGAUUUGGUGCGAGUUUAUGCGCAUGGAUGCUCCUUUGAACCUCAUCAUUUGGUAGCACACCUGU
Molecule: messenger RNA, 1233 nt
Organism: Brassica napus (rape)
Lineage: Eukaryota; Viridiplantae; Streptophyta; Magnoliopsida; Brassicales; Brassicaceae
Product: probable pectinesterase 15
Exons: 5
Coding region: 1-804 (267 amino acids)
Biological process (GO): cell wall modification
Molecular function (GO): pectinesterase activity
Source: RefSeq, a predicted model, not a curated record